CGACACAUUGCCUCGCUCGCCAACCCUUAUUUGAAAAACCCGACAGUCGUUUUUUUCUUUCUUUUUCUUUCAUUUUACAAGGAAAGCUCCAUCUCGGCAUACGCUCGCUUCGUUGGAACAGCGAUUGAUACCCUUUCGACCCUUCAGCUAUACUUUGCCUGCUAUUCCUCCGAGGACAAGAAAACCCGUCACGACAGAAAAGCAAUAGUUUUUUUUUAUUCCGUGACCAGCACCACUCGAUAUUUUCCCCCCGAUCAUUGACACACACAUACAAAAACAACAAAAUGUCUGAUUCUCAAAAGCCGGUUGCCUCGACUGCAACGUCGCUCGUGCCGACUGCCUUCCUGAAGGGCUCGAUUGCCCGCGACAAUGUCUCGACGGUUGCUUCCGAGUACGAGGCCUUCUACGACGAUUCCAAAAAGGACCGCGUGGAAGAGCGCAAGAGCAUGUACACGACGUUGGUCAACCACUACUACGACCUUGCCACCGACUUUUACGAGUACGGCUGGGGCCAAUCCUUCCAUUUUGCACCGCGAUGCGCCACCGAGAGCUUUGUGCAGUCGAUCGUGCGUCACGAGCACUACCUUGCUCUCAAGAUGCGCCUGCAGCCUGGCCAGAAGAUUGCUGACUUUGGCUGCGGCGUCGGCGGCCCGAUGCGAGAGAUUGCACGCUUCUCGGGCGCUCAUGUGGUCGGCAUCAACAACAACGCCUACCAGAUUCAGCGCGGCGGCAUCCACAACGCCAAGGCCAAGCUGGAGGCGCAGUGCUCCUUCAUCAAGGCCGACUUUUUGCACGUCCCUGUGCCCGACGAGUCGUUCGACGGCGCGUAUGCCAUCGAGGCGACUUGCCACGCCCCGGAUCGUGUUGCCGUGUUUAGCGAGGUCUUCCGCUCGCUCAAGCCCGGCGCAUACUUUUCCGGGUACGAGUGGGUCAUGACCAGCAAGUACAACCCGAACGACCCGAAGCAAGUCCAAAUCAAGAAGGACAUUGAGGAGGGCGACGGUCUGCCCGACCUGAUUUACGACCACGAGGUGGUGGACGCGCUCAAGAAGGCCGGGUUUGAAAUUGUCGAAAUCUCCGACCUGGCCGAGACUGGCGACAUUCCGUGGUACCAGCCUCUUGCCGGCAGCUGGUCGCUCAGCGGCUUCCGCAUGACCUGGCUCGGUCGUCUGUGCACGCACGCGUUCGUCAACGUGAUUGAGACCCUGCGUGUUGCUCCCUCCGGCACCGCCAAGAUUAGCAGCGUGCUUCUCAAGGCUGCACAGGGUCUUGUGGCCGGCGGUCAGACCAAGAUCUUUACGCCAAUGAUGUUCUUCCUGGUUCGCAAGCCCGAGCGCAAGUAAAAAAAAAAAAAAAAAAAUGCAAAGUUUCGGUUGUUCGGCAAUUGACUUUGCAUCAUGUAGUGGUACAGCAAUUAACAACGAACAGAAAAAAAUACACUUGUAGCAAGCAUUCGACAAAAGAAUUGACCAACACUCGCAUUCAUGUCCUCACCAAUCAAGCACAAAAAAC
Messenger RNA from Capsaspora owczarzaki ATCC 30864, 1512 nucleotides. Its product is annotated as delta-24-sterol methyltransferase. Lineage: Eukaryota; Filasterea; Ministeriida; Capsasporidae. Gene Ontology annotation, biological process: sterol biosynthetic process. The coding region runs from base 285 to 1343 and encodes 352 amino acids. The record is from RefSeq and is a predicted model, not a curated record. Gene Ontology annotation, cellular component: endoplasmic reticulum. The transcript has 3 exons. Gene Ontology annotation, molecular function: sterol 24-C-methyltransferase activity.